Messenger RNA from Hordeum vulgare subsp. vulgare (domesticated barley), 755 nucleotides. RefSeq lists its product as uncharacterized. Bases 238 to 480 code for a protein of 80 amino acids. NCBI's taxonomy places the organism in Eukaryota, Viridiplantae, Streptophyta, Magnoliopsida, Poales, Poaceae. The transcript has a single exon. The record is from RefSeq and is a predicted model, not a curated record.
GUGACCCCGUCCCGUUUCACACCGCCAUACGUGUGGCCCCUAUUUAUGCGCCCCGUCUCAUGCAACGCAUGGUGCUGGGCUGGGCUGGGUUGAACCGGCAGUGCUACAUUUCACAUCUCCCAUCUCCCAUCUCAUCUCAUCUCAUCUCAUCGGCGGGUCGUCGUCGUCGUCAUCUUCAUCAUCCAUCCAGAGGCACGAGAGAAACCAGAAGAAGAAGAAGCCACGUGAGGUCUGGCGAUGGAGAAUUCUUGGGAGGAGGAAGGGCAGCGGCUGGCGGCGGCGCGGGUGGUGCACAGCCAGGUGAGGAAGAUCAAGGAGGAGGAGGGCGACAAGGUGAAGGUGGACGAGACGUACCAGCAGCAGCAGCAGCUGGCCGGGAUGCGCCUCGUCCUCCGCGACCUCGGCCGGCAGCGCUCGCGCUCGCCGCUCGGCCGGGUCGGACGCCCCGCCAUCUCCAUCUCCAUCGGCGGCGACUCCUAGAGGACGGGGCGGGACGGCGAUCGGCCGUCCCCUCGUGCUCUCUCUUCUCGUCGUGUAUUUAGGACCUUUUCUUUUCUUCCUUCCUUUUUUUCUUCUUCUUCCUUUGGUGAUCCUGUCCGUCCGUGGACGGGGGCAGAAGAUAGAUCCUCUUCUGCUGGGGUGUCGUUCGUUCCCAUCUCUCCAUGAUGGUCCUGUAAAUACUUCACCAUACUCCCAUGUGUGAGCUUUGUCGGUCUCUUCCCCUUUUCAGCUUAUAGGAAACAGGAAUUUUUGGA